GCGGGGGUAGGGCCGGUCCGCCGCUGUCCCGGCAUGCAGCGCGGCGGCGGCGACAGUGGCGGUGGCCGCCAUGUUGUGGUAGUUUGUUGUUCUCCUGCGGCCGGGCCGCGCCGAGGGGCGGCCGCCGGGCGCUGAAGCCGGGCCCUUCCCCGGGGCCUUUCCCCGUCCCAGCGCUCCCGGGGGCGGCUCGGAAGAGGUGUCGGGAGCCGCCGGGGUGAGGCGAGGAGCCAUGGCUGCCGCCCUGGGAGGAGGCGCAGAUGAUGACUUUGAUCAAUUUGAUAAGCCUGGUGCAGAAAGGUCUUGGAGAAGAAGAGCUGGAGAUGAUGACUGGGACAGUGAACUUGAUGAUGAUUUGCUUGGAGAGGAUUUGCUCGCUGGCAAAAAGAAUCAGUCAGACUUGUCAGAUGAGGAGCUGAACGAUGAUCUUCUACAAAGUGACAAUGAAGAGGAACAAGAAUUUGGUUCCCAAGGUGUCACAGUUAGCCUCAAUACUACUUCUGGCUUACUUACAUCCUACGAACUCUCUGAGACCAUCAAUGAUGAAUCAAUAGAACAUGAAUCUGAGUACGACCAAGGGGAAGAUGAAAUUGGUUACGACAAAUCUGAAGCACCUGAGGAGUAUGCUUCAGAGUAUGCAGAGGAAGGACAUUAUGAAGGCAAUGAUCCUGAACUGACAGAAGACCAAAUAGAAUAUGGGGAAGAGCCUGGAGAAGAUGAUGAAGUGCUAGACCUUGAAAUCAAUGAACCCCUAGAUGAAUUUCCAGAUGAAGAUUACAUGCAGUCAUAUAAUGAGGAAGCAAUGGGAGAGCAAGGAUAUACAGCUGAUGAGGAACUGGAAGAACCCCAGACAAUAACAAAUGAAUCAGAAGAGGCAGCUAUUGAAUCUCUGGAACUUCAGGACGAGACAAAAGAGGAAUCUGAUGAAGAGGAGGAUGAUGAUGAAGAGUCUGGACGAUUACGUUUCAAAACUGAACGGAAAGAAGGAACGAUAAUUAGGCUCUCAGAUGUGACAAGAGAAAGGAGAAACAUUCCAGAAACUUUAGAACUUUCUGCAGAAGCCAAAGCAGCAUUACUUGAAUUUGAAGAAAGGGAAAGGCAGCUUAAACAAGGACGGUAUGGCUCAAGGAGAGGAGGGCGAAGAGGAGGCUCAGUUAUGUGCCAUGGAAUGGGAGAACAAAGGAGAGACAAUAACGAUAGGGGAAGAAUGAAGGAUCAUAGGCCUGCACUGCUGCCAAACCAGCCAACCACAAUGACUCAUUCACAGAGGUUAAUUCCAACACACCAGCAACCUGUUAGGAGUCUGUUCCAGCACCAGCAGCAGCAGCAACAACAGCAGCAGCAACAGCAGCAACAACAACAGCAGCAGCAGCAGCAACAGUUACAAUCUCUGCUUCCUUUACAGCAUCAGCAUCAUUCUUCUCCUCCUCCAGGGCUACAUAUGCCCCCUCAGAUAGAAACACCUAGAAUAAUGAUGACUCCACCACCAGUGACACCUCAGCAACCGAAGAACAUACACAUAAACCCACAUUUCAAGGGGACGGUAGUGACGCCUGUUCAAGUGCCCUUGCUGCCAGUUCCAGCCCAGCCAAGACCUGCUGUAGGACCCCAGAGAUUUCCUGUUCCUCCAGACUUUCAGCAGCAUGCACCUGGACCAGUUCCUACCAACUUCUCGCAGGCCCCAAGGCUGCCAAUCCAGGACCAGUGGAGGGGGCCACCACCACCGCCACCACCACUCCCUCCUCCACCUCCUCAGGAAAGAGAUCCCUUUUUUAUAGGAGAUCCAAGAUUCCCAAGCCAUCACUUGUUUGAACAGCGGAGCCCCCCUCCACCACCACCUCCCCCGCUUCUUAACAGCGCCCAUCCUGUCCCUACGCAAAGCCCCAUGCCCUUCAGUCAGCCCGGGCCAGCCUUCAGCCAGCAGGGGCAACAGCCGGUAUUUCCCAGAGAGAGGCCGGUGAGGCCAAACAUACAGCCUCAAGGUCCGGUGGGAAUUCUCCACUUCAACCAGCCGGGUGCAGCAAAUCCACGGCCCUUCAUUCCUCCGAGACAGCAGUUCUUACAAGCCCCAGGACAGCCCUUCCUCGCCGCACAUACGCAGCCUAACAUGCAGGGUCCUUUGCAUCCACCAUUGCAACCUCAGCCACAGCCUCAGCCUCAGCAGCACCAUCACCAGCAGCAGCCACAGCACCAUCACCAGCAGCAGCAGCAGCAGCACCACCAUCAUCUCCAAGGACCACCACAGCCCUUGAUGCCCAUGAACCAGCCACAGUUCAGGCCUCACAUGCAGGCCACGCAGCAGCAGCCAAAUAACAACAGGAUGCAGUGUCAGCAGCGGCAGGGUCCAAUGAAGCCAAGACAUAACACACCCUCACAAAAUAUUGUCAAGCGUCCAAAUCAGCAGCUACAGCCAACUGCUCCAAGAAAUAGUAACUUGCGGGAGUUGCCAAUAGCACCGUCACAUGCUCUGGAAGUGAGCAACAACAGGCGAACCUCUACCCCAGCUGCUCAGGUCAAACCCAUUACCAGCACAGUGUCUGCCACCAAGACUGUAGCUGGUGUUGGAAACUCACAGGGGCGGCCUGAGAUGAAAGCUAAAGCGAUCACACCAGUGGCCCAAGCAAAACCAGAAGCAAAAUCUGAACCAGAGUAUCCAGAUGAAGAUGAAGAAACUAGAUUGUACCGUUUGAAGAUAGAAGAGCAGAAACGUUUAAGAGAAGAAAUUCUGAAACAAAAGGAGUUGAGAAGGCAGCAGCAGGCUGGCGCUAGGAAGAGAGAACUGCUUGAAAGACUGGCGCAGCAGCAGCAGCAGCAACCUUCUACGCAGCCAUCCUACAUGCAGCAGGAGGACGACUCUUCUGAGUUCCCCACCAAUGGCAACCCUUACAUACCCCACUCUGGCUUACAGACCAGGCAAAAUGUGAAAAACAGACUCCUUGUUAAAAAGCAAGAUAUGGUAGUUCCAAAUAUCCAGCCCAAACACACAGAUUACCCACAGGUUGGGAGCAAUAUGCAGUAUCAAGGACAGCAGCUGAAACCAGUGAAACAGCUGAGGCAGACCAGAACAGUACCUCCAAGUCAGCCUCAGGCAGCGCAGAAAAUAUCACAGACAAAACCUGCUGCAGCACCGCUGCCCUCACCACAGACUGCUAGAGUGGCUUCGGUACAAGCAAGGCCCCAGGAACUGAAACCUGGCGUGAAAAGGACUGUCAUGCAGCGGACAAACAGUGGUAGUGAUGUGCCCCAUGUCGGCAGCAAAGUCAGGGUGAUUAAGUUGUCAGGAGGGCAGGGGGGAGAGGAUGCUGGCUUUUUUCACCCAGAGGGCCAGCCCCAGCGGCCUCAACAACCUCUGGAGCCGAAACAGCAGCCAGUGCGGAAGGUCACAUUGACAAAGGGAGUGCAGCAGCAGCAGCACCAACAGCAGCAGCAGGCACAGAUCCAUUCACCAGCUCCUCAAGGAGUCAAAAACAUCCAGGGAAUCCAUCAACCUAAAAAGGUCAUUAUGCAUGGGAGAGGCAGAGGAGUAGCAGGCCAGAUGGGCCGAGGACGCUUGAUGCCAAAUAAACAGAACCUGCGAGUGGUGGAGUGCAAACCUCAGCCCUGUAUUGUGUCAGUUGAAGGGCUUUCUUCAUCAACUACUGAUGUCCAACUGAAAAACCUGCUGAUGUCAGUGGGACCCAUUCAGAGUUUACAGAUGCUUCCUCAACAACGGAAAGCCAUAGCAAAAUUUAAGGAGCCAGCACAUGCUUUAGCAUUUCAACAGAAAUUCCACAGGCACAUGAUAGAUCUGUCCCACAUAAAUGUGGCACUGAUAGUUGAGUGAUGUCUGCUGAGAAAUACAUACACUAACAGAAGCCUAUUGUGGAGCGACACGAGACACGGUGGCACAACCAUCGGGUUCUGAAACCUUUCAGCUUACAGUCUUUAAUUGCCAUGUUGAACUACAGAAAGCAGCGAGAUGUCCUCAAGAAGAGCUGAAUUUGAGAGGGAUCUGCAAAGGUGGAAUUUCUGUUCAGUUUGUUCACGUUCUGUUGUAACCACAUGGAACUACAGAUUUUUUUCAAAAUGCUUACAGUGCAUGCAGACACUGUUCUUCAAGAUACUACUGUGUGACCACAGUGACUUGAGAGAGAACGUUUACACGGAAAGAUCUAAAAACUUUCUUCAUAGCAAAGAAUAUUUGAUAAUGGUUGCUCUUAUCUUCAGUGCGAGGUAUUUGAAUGAGAACUCACCUUUUUUUAAACAAAACACGUUAGUUACGUUGUAUAUCUGAGAGCCUAGAAAGUAUUAUUGCGUAGAUUUAAACAUGGUCUACUUCACUGAAUAGCAGUAAGCUGAGAAGCUUUGGAGGUGACACUGGAAAACUGUAGUUUCUAUAUUUGUAAAUAUGUUAAGUCUGUCUUUGCAUUUUCUAUUCCAACACAGACUUCCACCUUCUCCUUCCAACUCCACUUGUUCCAUAAAACACUGUGUAGGAAUAACAUUGCUGUAUUUUCCCUUGGUUUUUAAAAACAAGGAUCCUUGCCCUUCAGUAGCAUCCUGGGGUAGUUAACUCCAAGUUGUAACUAAGUUGUUUUAAAUGAUGUUGCCAGAUACAAGGAAAAAGAAAUAUUUAGUGGCUCACUUAAAAAAAAAAGUUACACAGGAAGAGCGGUGCAUUCCUAAUAGUUCUUUUGGGCUAGUGUUUCAUAAUCGCCUUAUGCUUUAUUUUGAUUAGUUUUUUUUUUUUUUCCUUUGGGAUUUACUUUGACUGAACCAUAAGAAACCCAUAACUGAAAGGAUUUAGUUUGAUGUGUUGUUCCCAAUACAUACAGGACUAUAAGGACGUUGUGAAUCUGCUGGUGAACGUGGCAGUUCCAAAAAAUUACGUGCAAACAUUAAGGAGCUUAUAUUUUAUUCAAAGUAAAAUUCAUAAUAUUUCCUUUUGGUUAGAACCAUUUAGAUGGUAUUGCCAAAGGAACAAUUUUUUUCAGUUACUUCUGAAUAAACUUAUUAAAAUGUCAUCUUUAUAUUGGAUUGAAGUUUUUAUGGACAUUUCCUUAGUUUUUAGACUGUGAGCUUUUGUUUAAUCCUUUAUUUUAGGAAUACUAUUAAGCCUUCCACCUACUAUUGAAUGGGGGGGACUUAAAGAAACUUUGUAGGUUUGUUACCUGAGCAACCACAGAAGAACACCAUUGGUAUGUAAUGGAACAGCUGUGAAUGGGGGCCAAAACAGAAUGAUGAACUAAGCAAGUUUAUAGUAGCAUAGAUUUUUUUUAAAGGUUUAAUGGUAACUAAGUCACAGAGACCCAAUUGUCUUUCUUACAGAAAGAUUGGUCCAGGCUUUCAAUUAAGUAAAAGUUGCUUAAAAAUUAAUAAUGAUUAAUAAAUACUGUUGAGUCUUCUAGGUAAAACUGCUUUUGUUCACUGAAAUAAUACAGAGUAAUGUGGUACUUUGGAAACAACUGCACUGGGAAAAACUAUAAAGAGUACUGUAAGCCCAUUUACAACAAAUAUAGUGACAAGAUACAAUAACAUCAUGAGAAUAUUAAUGUGAAAGUGAGCUUUAUACCUGUCUGUAUAGUUCCCCAUUUAAGCAUAUUUCUUAAUAACAUUCAGCACAAUUAUUAUAAAUACAGUGCUGUUAGUGCUUCAGAUAGGCCUAAGCCCAGGACAAAGAAGUCUCAGGUAGAAAGUGCCCGGUGGAAGCUGACUCUGAAGACCAAUGCCAGGUGAUGGCGGUGACUGGCUCUGCCAAGGGCGGUGUAGUUCCUCACUUCCAUGAGCACUAGGACUGCUGUGCUACCUCCUCAGGUUAUGUCAUUUUUAUUUUUUAAAAAUAAAUUCUUAUCUUUAAAAUGAGUCAUUAAACAGUUAUUCACCCCACUGUUAGGAAGCAGCUUCUCUGUGCCGAGAAGGAUGGGAAGACAUCUAGGAAAGGAGCACUAAUAGUGUGUGUCUGGAAAUCUGGGCUAGAUGCGAAUGCCAGACAGGCCAGCAGCUGAGUUCAGCAGUAGGAACAUCUGCAGUUGAUCAGCUGUCCUGUCAUAAGCAUGUGUUAUUGGGGUUAGAGGGUUUCUUGGAGCCUGAGAAUAUGGGUUUGAUUCAAAAGUCAAAGAAGUUUGUAGAAACGCUCCUGCUUUGGGUUUUGAAUCUAUCCCAAAGAGGCUGAGGUUCAGCCAACUUAAACAAGUCUUAAGAAUUUUUAUUCAGUUGGGGUUUUUAAAAAAGAAAUGACAAAAAUGGGUGGCUUUGGAACAAAGGCGUGAAAUUGCCUCAGAUCUAUUUAAAUGUAGGAGGCAACGUAAACAAUGCCUGUUUAAUGACUAGAUGGAUCCUCUUUAAAGGUGGUUGCAGUAGAUUGUUGCUUGUGCAUAGACAAUGUACAGCGCGUUGCUGGUUAUUUUAGCUGCUUAUUGCAGUAGCUGGGUAUCAGAACCACGUGUAAGCGUACUAUAUGUAUGUAUGUCUAUAUACGUUUUAUUAUACACAUACAUACAUACACACACCCUGUAUUGUCACCAUAUCUUUCUAAUACCUUAAACUCAGUAGCAAAAGUAGCAAUUAGGUGAGUCACUUGUAAAAAUGUUUGUGUUUUGUUAGUUCUCAAAUUCUGACUUAAAACUGGAUCUGUUGGCAACGAUCAGUUUGAGUGAUAACAUCUCUUCUAGUUCUAUUUGUUGUCUGCUUCCCCCAAAAAAACAACACAAAGGAAGUAGAGGUAAAGCUAGAUGAACGUGUUGUAUCCAUGUUCUCUUUCAGCACGUAGUUAAAUCUGAACAUCUUAAGUUAACUUUCUUGGAAGAUCUGUUGCAACCAUUAUCUUGUUCUUUCUUGAUCAUGCAUUCAAAAUACAAUGCAAAAAAAAAAAGAGCAUUUAAUGUAGUAUGUAAAUAUUGAACUUUUAAAAUUAAAAUGUUACUCAAAGUGCUUACAGUCAAACACAUCUUAGCUACUUGUUAGUUUUUUGUGUUGUCUUAUCUAAGUUUAAUGGAUACAGUUCCAUAAAUGUUGAUGUGUUUUUGUGUAUAUCUUCAAAUUUUUAUAAAGAUGCUAGUAAGUCAAUACAUACAUCCUGAUCUGUGUAUUAUUUGUUCACAAUUUUUAUUAGCAUAAUUUUAUAAUGAUUUUAAUAGGCAACUCCAGUAGGUGAUUAUAUUGAGCCAUCUUUUUUUUUGGAAUUAUUUUGUUUUCCUCUGUAGCACUGGAGAAUUCACUUCAUAACUAAUCAUAUUUUGCUUUGACUGAAAGAUUGGAUUGGCCAUAUGAUCUGUGGUAUUUCAGUAAAAUGUUCUACAUAAAAAAAGAAAAGGAAAGGUUUUUAAAAAGCUCAACAUUAAAGGGAAAAUAGAGUACACUGUCAGACUAAGUCAUGGGUUUCUAGGUCUGUUCGGUUCUGCUGUACAAGUACAGAUAGGUCUGCUUUGUAAUACUGUUCUCAAAAGUUUGGGCUAUUUUUGUUUUACACAUAAUUCAAGUUGGUCUUGUAAAACUUGCUUUCAUCACAAUGUUAGCAAUUGAUGUGGCACAUAAUGUACGAUGGGACAAUUUGGAGUGUUUGAAAAGCUCAGUACAAUUGUUGCUAGGUAGGAAGAAGACGGGUCUGUAGCAUUUCCACAGCUGAAGGAGCUGCCAUGCAAAUGUUUUUCCUCUAAGCAGUGGUAAGAGAGUAAAUUUAGAUAGGGUAAUUGUUCUUGGUCCACCUAUAUAUCACCAGUUUGACUUCAAGAAGAAUAUUGGCAUCCCAUAUGUAAAGUAUCUUCAAGAUACGGAGCUUAUUCCCCAGUUUAAUUCUGAAAAAUAACUUCAGAUUUCCAAAUUUCUGUUUU
Oxyura jamaicensis (ruddy duck) is the source of this 7805-nucleotide messenger RNA. It is a transcript of the gene RBM33, whose product is annotated as RNA binding motif protein 33. The transcript has 19 exons. Gene Ontology annotation, molecular function: RNA binding. NCBI's taxonomy places the organism in Eukaryota, Metazoa, Chordata, Aves, Anseriformes, Anatidae. The coding region runs from base 230 to 3820 and encodes 1196 amino acids. The record is from RefSeq and is a predicted model, not a curated record.